Molecule: messenger RNA, 1326 nt
Organism: Bipolaris victoriae FI3
Lineage: Eukaryota; Fungi; Ascomycota; Dothideomycetes; Pleosporales; Pleosporaceae
Exons: 3
Coding region: 1-1326 (441 amino acids)
Biological process (GO): macroautophagy
Cellular component (GO): fungal-type vacuole membrane
Source: RefSeq, a predicted model, not a curated record
AUGCGCCCCUCCCGCAUCUUCGCCUCUGCCCUCACCCUUAGCACCACCCUCGCCCAAGGCGACCUCGGCGCCCUCCUCUCCUCCCAACCCGACCUCAGCGAACUCCUCACCCUCAUCUCCCUCAUCGAUGGUCUCGCAACCACACUCUCCUCCGCCACAAACAUCACAAUCUUUGCUCCUACCAACGACGCCUUUGCCGCCGUCCCCCGCGAUAUCCCCGAAGGCCAAGCCAUUGAAUUCAAAAACGACACCGCGGCCAUUGGAGCGCUACUUGCGAAUCACGUGUUUAAAGGCGUGUAUCCGGCAGAGGUGAUACGGGAGAUUCCGACAUUUGUGCAGACGCUGCUGAACGGAUCGUAUGUCAAUGCUAUCCAGCCUUUUUCGGAUUUUACGGGGGGAGCGUAUAAUGGACUUGUUAGAAAUGAAGAGGACGUGUGUGUUUUGUCGGGGGAGCAGACGGUGUCUACCGUGACUGAAGCCGAUAUCAAACUUGGCGAGGGAAUUACUAUCCAUAAGAUUGAUACGGUACUUUCCUUCGGUGCCCCCUUCCAACUCUUCACCUACCGCGCCGGCUACACCGCCAUGAACAGCGCACUCCAAGCAGCCCAGCUCGCCAUCGACUUUGGACUCAACGGGCCCGAUCAAGUCGGACUCAACAUCUCCGACUUUACGAUUUUCGUCCCCACAAACGAGGCAUUUGAGAAUAUCGGAUCCGUCCUCGCCACCGCGGACAAAGAGACACUGCAGACUGUGCUAAAACACCACAUCAUACCCAAGAACGUCAUCUUCUCGCCUAGCCUGGGUAAUGUGACGGUGAAGAGUAUGGCAGACGAGGACUUGGUAUUUACGGUACUCCCGGAUGGCAGUGCAUGGGUGAACGGGGCCAAGAUUACGUUUGUGAAUACAAUCUUGUACAAUGGUGUGGCACAUGUAAUUGAUGGUGUCCUAAACCCCCUCGCCCCAUUCGACCGCACAUCACUGAACCCCUCUGCUCCAGCAGCCGAACGCACAGCGUUCCCCAGCGCAACGCCUGUGUCGCCGCUGCCAAUCCCAAGUGCAUCCCUGGCGUUUUUCGGAGAUGCAAUGACGUAUACGACUACGCCUGAGUUGCUGAAGACGCUGGCCCCACUGGCGGUUCCUACACCCACCGGCGCGGUUACGACGUCGAGUGCUGCGUCCAUGGCGACAAGUGCGAGUGUGAGCGGUGCGGCUACGAGCACGACUCCGCCUAUGGAGAUGUUUACGGGUGCUGCAGCGGCAGGAUUAGUUCCAGCGGCUGGUAUGGCUGCUUUUGGAGCAGCGGGUCUGGCUGCUGUGUUUUUCUAA